AUGGAAGAGGAGCUGAAGUGCCCGGUGUGCGGCUCGCUCUUCCGGGAGCCCAUCAUCCUGCCCUGUUCGCACAAUGUCUGCCUGCCCUGCGCUCGCACCAUCGCCGUCCAGACCCCGGAGAGCGAGCAGCCGGACUCGGAGUGCGCGGCGGGCGGCGGCGGGGACCACGCGGACAAGCUGAGCCUGCACAGCGAGACCGACAGCGGCUACGGCUCCUACACCCCCAGCCUCAAGUCCCCCAACGGCGUGCGGGUGCUGCCGCUGGUGCCGGCGCCCCCGGGGGGAGCGGCGGCGGCUCCCCGGGGCGCCGGCCCCGCCAGCUCCUCCCUCACCUGCCCGCAGUGCCACCGGAGCGCCUCCCUGGACCAGCGCGGCCUCCGCGGCUUCCAGCGCAACCGGCUGCUGGAGGCCAUCGUGCAGCGCUACCAGCAGGGCCGCGCCGCCGCCGCCGCCGCCAAGUGCCAGCUCUGCGACCGCAGCCCGCCCGAGCCGGCCGCCGUGCUGUGCGAGCAGUGCGAGGUGCUCUACUGCUCCGCCUGCCAACUCCGCUGCCACCCGGCCCGCGGGCCCUUCGCCAAGCACCGCCUGGCCCCGCCGCCCGGACACCCGGGCGCCCCCGGCGGCGGCGGCGGCGACGGCGGCGGCGGCGGCGGGAAGGGGGCGGGCGGCGGCCGCAAGCUGCCGACCUGCGCUGAGCACGACCUGGAGAACUACAGCAUGUACUGCGUGAGCUGCCGCAGCCCCGUCUGCUACCAGUGCCUGGAGGAGGGCAGGCACGGCAAGCACGACGUGAAGGCCCUGGGCGCCAUGUGGAAGCAGCACAAGGCACAGCUAUCUCAGGCUUUAAAUGGCAUUUCAGAUAAAGCAAAGGAAGCUAAAGAAUUUCUGGUUCAGCUGAAAAAUUUGUUGCAGCAGAUCCAGGAGAAUGGGUUGGAUUAUGAAGCCUGUCUUGUCGCUCAGUGUGAUGCCUUGGUUGAUGCAUUAACGCGACAGAAAGCGAAACUGCUCACAAAGGUGACCAAAGAACGUGAGCACAAGCUGAAGGUUGUUUGGGACCAGAUAAAUCACUGUACACUGAAGCUACGCCAGUCAACAGGGCUUAUGGAGUACUGCUUAGAAGUUAUCAAAGAAAACGAUCCCUCUGGAUUUUUGCAGAUUUCAGAUGCUUUAAUCAAGCGUGUUCAGGUAUCUCAGGAGCAGUGGGUGAAAGGAGCCUUGGAGCCAAAAGUGUCUGCUGAGUUUGACUUGACUCUGGAUAGUGAACCUCUACUGCAGUCAAUUCAUCAGCUGGAUUUUAUUCAGAUGAAAUUUCCUGUUACAGUGCCACCCGUCCCAUUACUGCAGCUGGAGAAGUGUUGCACCAGAAACAACAGUGUGACAUUGGCCUGGAGGAUGCCACCUUUGAGCCACAACCCAGUGGAGGGUUAUAUCUUGGAACUUGAUGAUGGAGAUGGUGGCCAAUUCCGAGAAGUAUAUGUUGGCAAGGAGACUCUCUGCACCAUUGAUGGUCUUCAUUUCAACAGUACCUAUAAUGCAAGAGUCAAAGCUUUCAACUCAUCGGGAGUUGGCCCUUACAGCAAGACAGUCAUUUUACAGACAUCAGAUGGUGAGUUGAGUUUUUGCCAGUUUCUAAGUGAAAAAUUGCAGGUCUCAGUGGCAGGACACUUGCAUCCCUUUAUACCAACUAAUAUCUUUGGCACUUACUGGCACGCAGAUUUUGGAUCAUCUGAGCAGAGAGGCCAGACACUGAGCAUGCACAGGGAGGGAGCUCUCCUCCUAGCACUUUUGUGGAUUUUCCAUUCAGUUUCCGUAUCAUGGAGCAGUCUUUUGGCCUGGUUCACCUUUGACCCUUCCUCAGCUCACAGAGACAUAGUGCUGUCGAAUGACAACCAGACCGCCACGUGCAACAGCUACGAUGACCGGGUUGUUCUUGGCACAGCAGCCUUCUCCAAGGGUGUGCACUACUGGGAACUGCACGUGGACCGGUAUGACAACCACCCCGAUCCAGCCUUUGGCAUUGCCAGGAUUAAUGUUGUCAAGGACAUGAUGCUCGGCAAGGAUGACAAGGCAUGGGCCAUGUAUGUUGACAACAACCGCAGCUGGUUCAUGCACUGCAAUUCUCACACCAAUAGGACUGAAGGAGGAGUUUCUAAAGGUGCCACCGUUGGUGUUCUCCUGGAUCUGAACAAGCACAACCUGACCUUUUACAUCAAUGGGCAGCAGCAAGGACCUCCAGCAUUUGAAAACGUGGAAGGUGUCUUCAUGCCUGCAUUGAGUCUCAAUCGAAAUGUCCAGGUGACCCUGCACACAGGACUGGAGGUGCCACAAUGUGUGAAACAGCCCAAGUUGCCCAACAAUUAACGAAGCCCCUGCCUGACCCCAUGCUGGAUUCUGUAAGCUUUCUCAGUGUGAUUUGGCACUUUUCAGUAAGUCAGUAAAAAAAGCAUUCUUUUCCCUGACUUAAGACAUUGUACAGCAUGUUGCUCACAGAAUAUUCUGCUGGUUACAGCUAGCCACUCUAUUUUUAAUUCAACAGCCAUAGCAAGCAAACCCACUGAACUGGCACUUGAUUGCAGAUGGGGACCUGAACAUAUAUGGACACUGCAUUGCAUACAUAUGUACACAUGUGCACACACAUACACGUACAUUUAUAAAGCAAAAUGUUAAAUUAGUGCAUUUUCUCUCACAGCUUGAUUUGUGCCUGAAGGAUAUUAGGGAUGAUGGAAAAAUGAGUAAGACCAAGACUGAGGGACAACAGCUGUUGAAACAAUUUAUCAGUAGGUGAACCGGAUUCCCGUGUCACCUGAAGUCCUUAAAUCCAGAAAGCAUAUGUUUUGACAGCUGAAGUGGAGGCUGUGUGCUCAAGAAUUCCUGUUUGUCCAUUACAUUCAGGGUCUCAAGUGACCAUUAAUUAUUCUUUCUAGCUCUAGACUGCAGUAAGAUGUGGAAUAACUUUUCCCUAGAAUUCAGUGGCAAAAUGUCACCAUUUGAUUCAGUUUGACAACAAUGGUCUCGAUCCCCUCUCCCUCCCACCCAGGUAGGGAAGGAGAGAGAGAAUUAGGAGGGAGACGCUCUGGAUAGAAAACUAAACCACACAGCUUUAAUUAAACACUAAUGAUAAAAGAAAAUAUAUACAAUUAUAUACAAAUGUGUUCAGAUAUGUGCAAAAGCCUCUCGCCUGCCCCCACCUCAGCAACUCCCACAGCAUCUCCUUAGCUGCAAAUAGUCCCAAAAAAUUCCAGACUGCUGCUGGAGAAAGUACAGAGUGAUGAGGGUCAGGAGAGCUUGAGCCUGGGGGUCAGUGGUGAUGGAUGGAUGGAGUCCUCCCUGGAUGCCAGCCAUGGACAGAAGAGAAGGGAAGAAGAAGCAGGAAGGAAGUUGUCUUCUGUGAUCUCUGACCUUCCUCUGAGCUUACGUAGAUACAUGGAAUGGAAUAUCUCUGGCCAGUUUUGCUGUCUGUCUAACCCAGCCUCCUAUGGGGGGGUCAUAGAUCUCCCCGUAGUGUCUGAGCCACCAGAGUGAAGGUGCAACCUUGAAGACCCAGCAGUUAGAAAAACAUUCCAGCUGUUAUCAGCCCAAGCUGGAACACUUUGCUACUAGUUAAAAGCAAGCUUACUGAAAGAAAAAAAAAGUCAGUAAAAGGAAAAAUAGCUUCAUCCUGGCUCAAAACAGGACACAGGACUUAUCUCGUUGCCUUCAACGAGGUUGUGGUUAUUAGCACAACUCUUGAAAAAUGGUGCAGAGGAGAUCCCUUUGAAUUGAUAAGAAAUCUUUUAAAAAUAUGCCACAUGCAAAAUGUCCCAUGUAGAGAAAUGCUGCUUUCCAGCCUUGAUUGUGAUAAUCCGUGGGCAGCUGUAGUUCCAAUGUAGCUUUGAGAUCAGAAGCCUUAAUUUUCUACUAGAUUAGUGUGAGCUAAUUAAUGUCUUGAUCCUAAUUAAGCACUUGAGGGAGACAGAUUCAUAGCAUUAACGUGAAAUCUGACCCUAGGAAUUUUUCUGGAUUGGGACAUAAAACUUUUGCAAGACUUACCUGUGUCUGGCAUCUCCCAUGAAAAUGCUUGUGGCAACUGGAGUCUGACUGACAGGGAGCUUUUCCUGCAGCUGUGGCACUCUCACCUGUGUGCUGUUGUUGGAGAACACAUAGAUUUGUGUGUGUGCUUCUUUCCUCUGAACCCAGUUCAUGUAUGCAAGUUUGUGUGCCUAUAGUAGCAAUGCUAAGGAUGAGAUGCAGCAGGCUGUGUGAGCCAGUGACAUCUCAGACUCUGUCACUCAAAUCCUACAUAAGUGUGGUGCUAUCAGACAGGAAAAGCAUAAAAUACUGUCAGUGUACUAUUUGCUUUUUAAAAAAUCCUGCUGCUUAUACAAAUGUGACUCUCCAAGCAUACAUAUACGCACACGCAUAUUGUUAUCAGACAUGUAAUUGUUAAACCUAAAAACAAAUAUGCUAAACAAAAUCCAGCUUACUGCCUUGCAUUAAACCACAGCCACAGGACAAACAGCCCAGGCCUGUUUUUGGACACCUGCCAGUUCCUAAGCAUCUGCUGCAGGUCUGCUUCUGGUCUGUGGCCAGAGCACGUCACUCAGGUCCUGCUGAGCAGUGGCAAGAGCCGCCAGGAUCCUCCCUGGGGUCAUCCCACCUCGCAGCCCCUGUGGGGAAGGAGAGGCAGCCCAGAAGGACACAGUUCUGGGCUACUGCAUGGACAAAAAGUAGUCUGCCGUCAUGCUGCCUGUGACUGACCAAGCAUCCUGUAGCCCACCUCUCCUGCAGAACAGCAGUGCACGUUCAGUGAUGUCAGGACUGAAUUAGGAAAUAAAAUCAAUGGCGGAAAUAAAUAACAUAAGCUUUUAAGUGGGAAAGCAAAGGUACUUCCUUCAAAGUCUGGAAUGGAUUGUGUUAGUAAAGUUGUAGACGUUGGAGUAACUGUGCUAUGCUCUUCUUGGUUUCUUAAAAGUAGUGGAGACCAACUGUGUUACAGUUUUUGGUUUUGUUUAAUACCAUAUGAACCUGUGCAGGAUUUUCUAAUUAGCGGGUCUGUUUUAACCUACCUCAGCUGGAAUGCUACCAGACCCCGAACUUCUUCUUAAGUGUGCUCUUCUAUGAACUUAACAGUUGUAAUGAUAGCAUUGGCUUGGAGUAUUGCUGGUCAGGGAAGUGUAUGGAAAUACUGUACAUAAGUUGCACAUAGUUUUUUAUAUUGGGAAGCAUCCCGUGAUAAUUUUAAUACAGAAGGCACUCCACUUUCACUUGUUGCAUUAAAAACAGAAAGGCAUUGUUUGUUUUGGGACUGAACCUUUGUCUUUUCUCCCAACUUCUGUGUAGGAAACUCAAAUGAAUUUACAUCUUUCCAACCUUCAACCAUUGUCAGAUGUUUAAAAUUAAUUCUGAAUGGGUUUUAGAAGUGUUUGCAGUACUUGUUUUUGGUUUUAAUAGUUGCUUCAGUAUUGGUUCCUGGUGUGUUAUAACUUGGGGAGAUCAUGGUGAGUGAUACAGGUUACUAAUUUUAAAUGGAAACACAAACAGUAGGUUGGGACCUGCUUCAGAGCUGUAGAGAAGCUUGUUUGUUAUCCUCUACACAUUCUAACACUCAUUAGAGUAUAGACUAGCUACCUUUAGAAUCUGCCUUUAACCUAGCAGAAAUGCAAAUAGAAUAAAAGGAAUACAGUUAGAAGUAGGUAACCUGCAUUAGUAAGACUAAUUUAGCCUAGAUCAAAAACUGAACAAAGUGGUCAUGUGUGUUGGUUGUGUACACAUUCAAGGACUUGGGUUUGGCAUGGACCAUAGCAAUAAACCACUUAUCCCAACAGUAUUGGUGUAUUCUCAUGACUUCAGGGAGUUUUAUUUCAGUAGUUUGAUUAACAGAAAUAAUG
This is a messenger RNA of Apus apus (common swift), 5867 nucleotides long. RefSeq names its product tripartite motif containing 67 (gene TRIM67). Gene Ontology annotation, molecular function: zinc ion binding; protein binding. The record is from RefSeq and is a predicted model, not a curated record. Lineage: Eukaryota; Metazoa; Chordata; Aves; Apodiformes; Apodidae. The coding region runs from base 1 to 2361 and encodes 786 amino acids. The transcript has 12 exons.